ACCAAACCUGUGACAGCCCUCAACUGUGCGACCCAAAGGCGAAUGCGGUUGCCAGGGAAAUACGCUUUUAUUUCGCCGUAUUUCUUAAGUAACCACCUUUCUUGAGGUCUAAUACUCCGGGCUGUGUCCGAGCUGUCUAUUUGACUUUAUAUGCCUGUGUGUGAAGCCUGUGUAAAAGCCACCCCAAGCUCUUGUGUUAGCUCGCUUGCUAGUCAGCCUUUGUUCCAUAUCCAGACCAGUGUGGCCAUCCUUUAGGAUUCAGCCUUCAGCUCCUGCAUGCAACUUCCUAUAGAAUUAUUCUCGCAAAUGAAACUCGUUGCAUCGUUGGCGCCGUCGUACGUGGACUUUGUUUUGGGAGAAAUCUAGCUUGCGUAUGAAUUACGUCUUGGCUCGGUCUUGCACAGGUAGCGAUGGAGCAAUGCUCAAGCACACGGGCUUCACCUCCAGACCCAGUGACGUGUCCUGAGAGCCCAGCGGGAAACACUGGCGGGCACGCCGGGGAGACCGUCAAGGAUGCGUACGAGUGUCGGAUUUGUGGUUAUAAAGCGCUAGACGUUAAAUGCCUCAGUCAACAUCUGCACGCCGCGCAUCCAGUCACCAGCAUUUCGGACUCGAACUCGGUGAGGAGUGAAGACGAUGACACCCCAGAACAGGAGCGUGGCAAAGGUGUGCAUGAUGGGGCGACGUCUUGCUUAAAUGGUGAACUAAGCUCACGACUGGAAAAGAGCCCUGUCAAGGAUAAACCAAUCUCCCAUGAAGAAUCUGAAUCUGCUUCACUUCAGAACCCUGAAGAUUCAAAUGAGACGUUAUCCUCCAUGGAGGCCCAAGAAGAAGAAGAGAGGAUGGAAGUCUCACCUGGUCCCAAAGCCACUGAGAGCUUAACGGCUGUAUUACCUCAGGAGAAGUCCCCUUGCUCUUCAUUGUCUAAGCAGGCUUGCCAAAAGAGGCAAAAUGCCUCCACUGGCACAUCGACCCACAACAAAACUAACUUGGUCUGUCUCCCAUUGGUAUCGGAUGGAUUAAAACUUAUUUGGGUUCGCUCUGAGCAGAUCCAUGAGCUGGAUGCUGUGUCAGAACUUGUGGAAGCAUUUAACGAAUUCCCAUACCCUACCCCACAGGAGGCAAGUGCUCUAGCUCGAAGAUGUGCAUUACAGCCAGAGCGGGUUAAAACAUGGUUCAUGAUGCAACGGGUACGCUAUGGAAUCAGCUGGGGUGACGACGAUAUCCAGGAAACACGACGCAAGCUGUGGUGCAUUCAGAAGAGAAAUGUAGUGGAGGAAUGUGUGGAACUAAACGAUGAGGAGGAUGAGCUGCAUGAUAAUUCAGGAAAUGAGAGGAGCCUAGAUGGACAGCAGCAGGCAGAUAAACCGCCACCAGUAGCCGAGGCCCAUAUUUAUCAGAGAGACCACACCCCCAAACCCAGCCAAACUGUUCCUCAGCACAGCACCAGUGACCAACACCGCUUUGAUGUUAGUCAGUACAAUAAAACUCCCCAAUACAACAAUGGUGUUCAGCAGUUCCUCAAUUCUAAUGUUGUGUACAAUAAUGGUGUUCAGCUCUCAUCCCAAGUUCCUCAAGUUAUUACUCAGUUCCAGACUAACAGUAGAAACAUAACCCUUCAUAAUACUGGAGUCCAACUCAUUGAUGCUCAUGGACAAUCACAAUAUAUGAUUAUGAAUAACCAACACUCUGCAACUCCGUACCAUUCAGGACCACACCAACUUUCCGAGCUUUCAAAGUCUUUGCACAGCCUUCCGGGGAAGAAAUCUAAAGCUCAGCUGAUGGCCCUGCGCCGCAGUUUUGUUCGGAAGUCAUGGCCCACUGACGCCGAAGUCGAACGUCUUCAGGGAGCAACCGGACUGAAUCGCCGUGAAAUUCGGAAAUGGUUUGCAGAUAGCCGCUACCAGCUUCGCAGGAAUGGCCGGGCUUGGAUAGCCAAGCUUGCAAAGCUGAAUCGAUCAUUUCAACAAACUGGACAGAACUCUCAGAGUGAGCUGCCUAGUGGGAGUUUAUAUAGCAACAAUGAGGUUGCAAACACUGAGUUGGGCUUUGAGGUUGAUGUGGGUGAUGACGACGAAGAGGGGGCAGACAACCAAUCGGUUGAGACCAGAGAAGAAGUAAGUGAUGAAGGCGAGUUCGAUGAUGGCAAUGCUUCCAUUCAACAAAACUCUGCAGACCGCUCCCCCUCUCCUUCUGCUCCUUCUCCAUCAUCAUUCAUGCAUGGCCGGGUAGAAUCCAGUGUGCGACUUCGUAAAAAGACAAGGGAACAGUUGGAAAUAUUGAGACAAAGCUUCCUUCGCUGCCAGUGGCCCACAAGUGAUGACUACCUGAUUCUGCAGCAGAAGACGGGCCUUACGCGGACAGAGAUUAUCCAGUGGUAUGGAGACACUCGAUACCACAUCAAACACAAUCAGAUGCGCUGGAUGACUUCACAGGAGAGACAACGCAUCAUAGAAGUCAUAACCCAACAGCAGAAAAGGGGCGGAAAGUAUUCACGCCCCAAAGUUUUGAUGGAGGGUAUGGGCUCUGGGUUGAGUUUGGGGGAUUCUUCUUUAAUUAAUGGAGGGGGAGGAGGUGAAACAGCAACAUGGGAUGACUUCUUUAGAGGAAGUACACCAGUUCUUCCCUAGGGUGAAUGUUUGCCAAGGCAUUUGAAGCUGUGCAGAUAGGUGGAAACUUAACUCCACAUCACUGCCAAAGAUGUUACACAAAAAGUUCAACUUUUUAAUUUUCUUCCUUAUUUUUCUGGAUGUUUUUACUCCAAAAUUAAUGCUAUGAUCCAGGGCCUUGUACUGUAGAAACUCUUUCACAACAUUGUUAUGCAAUAACUAUCUCCAAACUUAAGUAUCUUACUUGAAUCAAAAUAUUUAGUAUUAAGGCCAAAACAUACUCUAUGCAAGUACGUGUUUGCAGACGCACCUUGCUACGUAAGCUCGAUUUUACACCUGUUGCAUUGUGAAAUAUGUCAGUCCUUAAUUCAUAACUCAACACAACUACACACUGUAUUCUCAGAGUUGCCACAAGGGGCGCUAUAUCAGAUUUUCGUCUUUCAAUCAACUACUGUCAUGGUGGACUAAGGCAGCGAUUUGAGUUGAAACUUUUAGAAAAAAUACAGACACAUAAUUGUCCCCAGUCCAUUCAGAAAAUGUAACUCUGUAUACAGCCUCCUAAGGCAACAUUUUCCUGGUUUCGGACGCAGCACCAGUUUCGUGGUCAUGCCUAAAAACAUCUAUUUCCCUCAUGUGGUCUGAGGCUUGUAACCACAAGAGCAACGCAAGAACGCAUGUAACAUAUGUACAACGGGACCACGUGUUGGUCAUGCGUUCGCCAAGUACUCGUGUUUGCUUGAAGUAUGUUUCGGCCUUUAGAAUGUGUACCUUAAAGUGAUCAAAACUAAAAUUGUGUGCGGCAAGGCACUGAAUUAAUGUAUAAUGUAAAAUGUAUUUUAUUUUGUAGCUUGUUUUAUCAGAGUUAUAUUCAUCGUGGUUCUCAGUGUGAUUCAACAGAGCGAAUGCAUGUGUGUUUCCAUUUUAAUAUUUAGGUUUCACUUCGAGCUUGGAUAUGUAGAUGUUUGCUUUUACAAAGUUCAAUUGUAUGUAAGGUUCUAAGCAUAACUAGAAACUUUUAAAUCCACAGUGCUUUACACAGCUUUGUUUCUAAAAUAACUCUUUGAUGGAAACCAUGUGUUGACAGAAAAAUACUAAUUUAUGUGCUUGAUUUUAUUCCAAUCAUGUGCUUGAUUUUAUUUCAAUCAUAAUACUCUGUCUUUUUUUAUUAUUAUUUAAUACUAAUUAAAAUUUUGUAGUAUCAAAUAAGUUUAUUAGUCUAUGCAUUGAGUAAACUGACUAGAGAGACUGUCCUUUUGUGCUCAAGCUUUUUGUACCAAUUUGGUUUUACUUAAUAAAUUGAUCUUAAAAACAUGGAAAAAGUGUUUGUUGUAACUGUUCACUAUUUCUGAACAUUUAUUUAUCUAUUUACAUUGCCAUACAGAUGUUAUUAACAUGUAAACUUAAAGAACGCUAAGCAUGAAAUUACAUUUGCAUCUAUGCAUUUGGCAAACUCUGGAUUAAAAAAAAAAAAAAAAAAAAGUAAUUUUACAGUGCAUUCGAGGUAUGGGUUUGUGAGUUUCCUGGUGUCAUAAACCAGUUGAGCUACAAGAACCCCUAAAUAAACAUUUAUAAAUUAAAUGAAAUA
Messenger RNA from Xyrauchen texanus (razorback sucker), 4194 nucleotides. RefSeq names its product homeobox and leucine zipper encoding b (gene homezb). Gene Ontology annotation, molecular function: DNA-binding transcription factor activity, RNA polymerase II-specific; DNA binding. Gene Ontology annotation, biological process: regulation of transcription by RNA polymerase II. NCBI's taxonomy places the organism in Eukaryota, Metazoa, Chordata, Actinopteri, Cypriniformes, Catostomidae. Gene Ontology annotation, cellular component: nucleus. The transcript is spliced from 2 exons. Bases 411 to 2630 code for a protein of 739 amino acids. The record is from RefSeq and is a predicted model, not a curated record.